Messenger RNA from Schistocerca nitens (vagrant locust), 2534 nucleotides. RefSeq names its product DNA (cytosine-5)-methyltransferase 1-like. The record is from RefSeq and is a predicted model, not a curated record. The transcript is spliced from 17 exons. The coding region runs from base 1 to 2526 and encodes 841 amino acids. Gene Ontology annotation, cellular component: nucleus. Gene Ontology annotation, molecular function: methyltransferase activity; chromatin binding. NCBI's taxonomy places the organism in Eukaryota, Metazoa, Arthropoda, Insecta, Orthoptera, Acrididae.
AUGUAUCAUGUACAAAAGUUAGUUCGUUGGAGAGGAGAAAGUGUUGCUGAGUCGUGGCCUUACAAGUAUUACAGGUUUGUAUCUAAUAAGAAGUCUGCUGUUAUUGAUGGUGAAGUGAUCUGUGUAAACGACUGUGUCCUUGUCAAUUCCAACCUCCCAGGUACUCCAUUUCUAGUAGCAAAGAUACGGUACAUGUGGGAGGAUGAAAAGCGAGUUAAAUGGUUCCAUGCAACAUGGUAUUGCCGAGGAAUGGACACAGUUGUUGGAAGAGCUGCUGACCCUCUCGAACUUUUUGUAGUCGAUGAAUGUGAAAACACAAGAAUUUCACUAAUUAAGUCGAAAGUUGUUGUACAUUAUAGAUCAGUUCCCAAGAACUGGAGAGAAAUAGGUGGUAUCUCAUCAAGUGAUGGCUCUCCAUUCAUUGAUAAUGGGAGAACAUUCUACUGCCAGAAACGGUAUGACAGAGAAAAUACACGCUUUGAAGACUAUUUGGAAGAGAAGCUUACUGGAGAUACUGACUUCAGGCACUGUAACACCUGUAAGCGAGUGGAGCAGAGAAAGGUGUUCACAACUCCAGUGGUUGAUGAAGAGAUUCCCUCCAGUUCAAAGAAUCAGGUAAAUGAAGAUAUUUACACAGAGUUUUAUCGAAAGAUGGAAGAUGGCAUUAAGGGUUCCAAUGAAGACACACCUGAGCCAUUCUGUAUUGGCCUUAUUACGUGCAUAUUUGUAGAAAAUAGUGAGAACUGUGCAAAGGAUAUUAAAUUAAGAGUAAAAAUGUUUUACAGGCCAGAAAAUGUAAUGAAUGAAAUAGAAGAUGUCUUAAAAGCAGAUCUUAACAAGUUGUAUUGGAGUGACGAUGAGUGUAUAGUGCCUUUUGAAAAUGUUGUUGGAAAAUGCUGUGUGGUGUACAGUAACAAUGUGACUGUACCAGUAAUGAAGUGGUCACGUGAAGGACCAGACAGAUUUUACUUCACAGAAACUUUUAAUUCAUCGACAAAGACAUUCAGUAGGCCUACACCUCGAGGAGAAGCAUCCCUUCUUGGAAAGCGAAUCAAGGACAGCCAGGGUAGGAUGGAUGUAAGUGAGGUGAAAUACUGGCCAGAUGUUAACAGGAAGUUGAGAACAUUGGAUAUUUUUGCUGGUUGUGGAGGUCUUUCAUAUGGUCUUCAGCAGUCAGGUGUUGCUGAAAUAUGCUGGGCAAUAGAAAAAGAUAUGGCUGCUGCAGAAGCCUUCAGCCGUAAUCAUCCACACUGCACUGUUUUAAUGGAUGACUGCAAUUUGUUGCUCCAGCUUGUAAUGAAUGGAGGCAUAGAAAAUAGUAAACGUCAGCAGCUCCCACAAAAAGGAGAAGUUGACCUGAUAUGUGGAGGACCACCAUGCCAAGGUUUCAGUGGAAUGAAUAGGUUUAGCGAAAAGCUAUACUCACGUUUCCAGAAUUCUCUGGUUGCAUCUUUCCUGUCAUACUGUGAUUAUUACCGGCCAAGAUUUGUUAUCAUGGAGAAUGUUCGCAAUUUUGUAGCAUUUAAGCAGAGUGUGGUUUUAAAUUUGACUCUUAGAGCCUUGCUGGAGAUUGGUUACCAGUGUACAUUCACAGUACUUCAGGCAGGGAAUUUUGGUGUGCCACAGAGCAGAAAGAGGGUAAUACUCCUUGCCGCAGCCCCUGGAGAGCUCCUGCCUAGCUUUCCAGAACCGACACAUGCAUUUAGUCAAAGUUUGUGUCAGCUGAACGCUGCAGUAAAUGGACAGACAUACUACUCAAAUUGUAAUCGGAUGUAUUCAGCCCCAAUGCGCACUGUAACAGUGCGUGAUGCUCUUUCUGAUCUUCCAGAAAUUCCAAACGGGCAUGAUAAAUGUGAAAUUCAUUACAAGAAAAGACCACUGACACAUUUCCAGCGUUUGGUCCGUGGCAAUGAGAAACAGAAGGUGCAAUUUUGUCAUAUGAUGAUGUUGCGAGAUCACAUCUGCAAGAAGUUGAACCCUCUAAAUGAAGCACGUGUUGCAAAUAUCCCUAAAAAUGCAGGAGCUGACUGGAGGGAUUUGCCGAAUAUUUCCAUGCGGCUUUGUGAUGGCUCUUACCUGAAGGAACUCAUGUAUACCAACUAUGACCCAAAAAGUGGACAGAUGCGUGGUGUUUGUCCUUGUGCUGAAGGCAAGGAAUGUGAUCCUGCAUACAAGCAGAAUAACACACUCAUCCCUUGGUCUUAUGUUCACACUGCCUAUGACCACAACAACUGGCGAGGGAGGUUUGGCCGUGUAAACUGGAAUGGUUUCUUCAGCACAAUAACAACAAAUCCAGAUCCAUCAGGAAUACAGGGUCGAGUUCUUCAUCCAAAACAGUCAAGAAUAAUGAGUGUUAGAGAAUUUGCAAGAGUGCAGGGCUUCCCUGACAAUUUUAUUUUCUGUGGAUCAAUGGCAGAUAAGUACCGUCAGGUUGGAAAUGCUGUCCCACCACCACUGAGUGCUGCUGUUGGCCAUGAAAUAGCAAAAUGCUUGGUAAUUCACACAGCAAGACAGUGCAGUGAAUGAACAAGAAU